Molecule: messenger RNA, 1690 nt
Organism: Calidris pugnax (ruff)
Lineage: Eukaryota; Metazoa; Chordata; Aves; Charadriiformes; Scolopacidae
Gene: RPRML
Product: reprimo-like
Exons: 1
Coding region: 502-837 (111 amino acids)
Source: RefSeq, a predicted model, not a curated record
UUUUUUUCUUUGAACACGGUGAAGACUUUAGCUUGGAACUUGCAUUUGUGGAGCUCCCAGCCGGCAGGAAUCAGCUCUCCCUCCUGCAGGAGACACCCCCUCCCCUGGGAGGGACACGGACACCGCUCCUCUGCCCUGCACUUUGGGGUGACACCUUUGGGGCAGCGGCGAGGGCAGGAGGCAUGGGGUGAUCUUUGGCUGCCUUCCUCUUCCUCGGCGCCCCCGUCGCCUUUUCUCUCUCUUUUUGCUUGUCUGGGGGCUCGUGCUGAGGCUGCCUGCGCCAGGAGGGAUCCGGGAGCGAGACAUCCCUCGGCUGCACAAAUUGGCUUCCCACCUGCUCGCAGCCUCCAGGAAGUUUUCCCUCCAUCCCAGGCGUUGUGAGAAGAAAGGCAGGAGGUCACUCGGAGCCCACCGUCCCAAGCCUUGGCAUGUGAGGGGUGGGCAGGGGGACAGCAAGCUUUCCUCUUGCCUUCCCUGGAGAUCUGGGAUCAGGCGUAGACCAUGAAUGGAUCCUUUUUCAACCAGACUCUGCUAGAGCAGGGAGCUUACCCCAACAGGACCCAGGGCUUGGGGAUGCUCAUGGCCUGCUGCAAUGGGACCGGCUCGGUGCUGGCCACCGACGGUGGCUCCUCGGUCCUGGCGCCUGACGAGAGGAGCCUUUACAUCACGCGGGUGGUGCAGAUCGCCGUCCUCUGUGUCCUCUCCUUGACUGUCAUGUUCGGCAUCUUCUUUUUGGGCUGCAACUUGCUCAUCAAGUCGGAGAGCAUGAUUAACUUUCUGGUGAAGGACCGAAGACCUUCCAAGGAUGUGGGAGCUGCAAUCAUGGGGCUUUACUGAACCCACCGGGCUUUUGUAGGCAAGUGAACUGGCUGGACCUGGUGCUGAGCUGCAGAUUCCCAUGUGUUUGGGGCAGCUGGGGUGGGGGGGGAGUGGAAAGGGGGGAGGGUUCUUUUAAUGUGUCUGUGUCCAUGGGAAAGCAAAUCUGUGCUUCCCAGUCAACAAACUGUCCUGGUGAAGGGGGAAAUCUCCCUGGAGUUGUAUGAAGUACAAUAAAUGACCAGCAUCGUGUUGCAUGCAGAAAUGGCUUAAGUUUUGCAUGAAACUUGCAGAAACAGUGAUAAUGUGCAGAUCUGGACUCUUUUCUGCUGUUACCUUGGAUACCACUACCUGGGAUUUAGGGCUACAAAAAAAAAAAAAAAAAAAGGAAAAAAAAGGAAAAAAAAAAGCAAAUAACUUACUACAAAAAGAAAGCAAAAAAACAAACUAAAGGGAAAGCGAAAUGCGUGGCACGGACCACAUCUUUGACCAUGGGGCAGGGGAAGGGAAGUGCCAUGUGGGUCGUACAACAAAGUCUGCAUGCUACAAAAUGUGUCAGUCUGUUUGUAUAUGGGACCUCAAGCAUGCAUCUUCUGCUAGAGUUUUGUAACGGGGAAAGCAUGUUCUUCCUUAUUUUUCUGAGCUCUCCUGUUAAAUAAACUGGUACUUUCUUCUUUCACGCUAUGCUGAAGGAAGAAAAGAACCCAGAUAAAUUCAAAAGACCACUCCAACCCCAAAACAAAAGCAUGCUUGUUUUUGUACACAACAGCCUUUUUCCAAGUUAUUGUUAUAUUGUUACAGUCCUUGACGUUUUUGUAGUUUUUUGAAAACCGGUGAACAUUCAGGAAAAAAAAAAGAACCUGUUUCAAAAGAA